CGGAGCUCAGCGGAGCAGUUGGCUACAGUUGCAACUUUUUUCGAAAGCUGCGUUUCCCGGGAGAUCCUAGGCGGUGACAGACCCGGGCCAUGGCUAGAGGAGAAUGUGUUUACCGGGCAAUCAAAGAUCUAUACCUACAUGAGCCCGAACAAAUGCUCUGGAAUACGUUCCCCCCUUCAGGAAGAGAACUCAGUUGCACAUCACGAAGUCAAAUGCCAGGGGAAGCCAUUAGCCGGAAUCUACAGGAAACGGGAAGAGAAAAGGAACACUGGGAACGCGACACGAAGCGCCAUGAAGUCCGAGGAGCUAAAGAUCAAAGACGCCAGGAGAGGUCCCCUGGCACCUUUUCCAAACCAAAAACCCGAAGCAGCAGAACCUCCCAAAACUCCGACCUCGUCUUGUGAUUCUCCCAAUGCAGCCAUCGCCAAGCAAGCCCUGAAAAAGCCCAUCAAGGGCAAGCAGGCCCCUCGGAAAAAAGCUCAAGGAAAAACGCAACAGAACCGCAAACUCACCGAUUUCUACCCUGUGCGAAGGAGCUCCAGGAAGAGCAAAGCUGAGCUGCAGUCUGAAGAAAGGAAAAGAAUAGACGAGUUGAUUGAAAGUGGGAAGGAAGAAGGAAUGAAGAUUGACCUCAUCGAUGGCAAAGGCAGGGGCGUGAUCGCCACCAAGCAGUUCUCCCGGGGCGAGUUUGUGGUGGAAUACCACGGGGACCUCAUCGAGAUCACCGACGCCAAGAAGCGGGAGGCUCUGUACGCGCAGGACCCCUCCACCGGCUGCUACAUGUACUAUUUUCAGUAUCUGAGCAAAACCUACUGCGUGGAUGCCACGAGGGAGACAAACCGCCUGGGGAGACUGAUCAAUCACAGUAAAUGUGGGAACUGCCAGACCAAACUGCACGACAUCGACGGCGUGCCUCACCUCAUCCUCAUCGCCUCCCGCGACAUCGAGGCCGGGGAGGAGCUCCUGUACGACUACGGGGACCGCAGCCGGGCUUCCCUCGAGGCCUACCCCUGGCUGAAGCAUUAA
Pteropus alecto (black flying fox) is the source of this 1026-nucleotide messenger RNA. RefSeq names its product lysine methyltransferase 5A (gene KMT5A). The record is from RefSeq and is a predicted model, not a curated record. Gene Ontology annotation, molecular function: histone H4K20 methyltransferase activity; protein binding. The transcript is spliced from 7 exons. The coding region runs from base 139 to 1026 and encodes 295 amino acids. Lineage: Eukaryota; Metazoa; Chordata; Mammalia; Chiroptera; Pteropodidae.